Messenger RNA from Pectinophora gossypiella (pink bollworm), 5176 nucleotides. It is a transcript of the gene Moca-cyp, whose product is annotated as peptidyl-prolyl cis-trans isomerase G. The coding region runs from base 132 to 2831 and encodes 899 amino acids. Lineage: Eukaryota; Metazoa; Arthropoda; Insecta; Lepidoptera; Gelechiidae. The transcript has 20 exons. Gene Ontology annotation, biological process: protein peptidyl-prolyl isomerization. The record is from RefSeq and is a predicted model, not a curated record. Gene Ontology annotation, molecular function: peptidyl-prolyl cis-trans isomerase activity. Gene Ontology annotation, cellular component: intracellular membrane-bounded organelle.
GUGACAGUCGUUUAUCGCUGCUGUUUAUCGUUGAAAAGAAAUGUGUUAAUUCGAUUUUCGGGUUUUAGUUUGCAUUAAUUAUUGUUAUUUUAGUAAUCUUGAAAGUUUAAACAACGGGCGGGGCUGUUAAAAUGACGGUCGACGGGGAUGAGAAGCCGGCUAGAGACCGCGUAUUUAUGGACAUUUCCAUUGGUGGUUUGCCUUCCGGGCGUAUAGUUUUUGAGCUAUUCAACGAUGUGGCACCGAAGACUGCUGAGAAUUUCCGUGCACUAUGCGCAGGGGACAUGGGGCUGGGCAAAGUCACCGGGAAGCCGCUUACUUACAAGGGCAUGGUCUUCCAUAGAGUUGUAAAGGACUUUAUGAUCCAAGGAGGGGAUUUUACCAAUGCGAAUGGCACCGGAGGGGAGUCCAUUUAUGGCGGUACUUUCGAAGAUGAAACCUUCGAAAUAAAGCAUGACCGACCCUACCUACUGUCUAUGGCUAACAGAGGGAAGGACACCAAUGGCUCACAGUUCUUCAUAACAACACAGCCGGCGCCGCAUCUCGACAAUGUGCACUGUGUAUUCGGGCAAGUGGUGAGCGGCGCGGCGCUGGUGCGGCAACUGGAGACUCUACCCGUGGACCGCAACGCGCGCCCGCUGCAAGACGUGGCCGUGGCCAACUGCGGGCAGCUCGUUAGGCUCAAGCCUGGUAAAAAGCGCAAGCAAGACAAAGAUAAAGUUAAGUCGGAGAAGGAAGACAGCGAGGACUCGGACCACUCGCACAAGAAGGAGAAGAAGAAGAAGAAGGACAAGAAAGAGAAGAAGAAGAAACGCAGUCAACAAUCAUCCGCAUCAGAAGAAGAAGAGGAGUCGGAAGGUGGGGGGCAUCCUCUGGUGGUGACCACCAAGAUUGACCCCCGAGAGAUCCCUGAGGUCCCCUCCAACAGGUUCCUCAUGCGGGGCGGCAGGGACCCUGAGAAAGACCGGAGUGACCCCCGACGGGAUAGAGAGAGGGCAAGAUUCCGCGAGAGAGACCGCCACGCUUACACAAGGAGCGGACGAAUUAUAAAGGGCCGAGGCGUUUUUCGUUACCGCACUCCGUCCCGCUCGCGCUCCCGCUCUCGCUCUGUCACGCCGCCGCACUGGAGACAGGCGCAACGACGCAUCAUCAAGCUAUCAGAGUUUGAGCAUGAUCGCCAAGAAAGAGCGAAGGAGAGAGAUCACGAAGCUCAGAGGAGUAGACCCUCUGAGAGAUCACUCAUCAGAGACGAGGGCGGUACUCCUGAGCCUAGGGAGAAAGAGGAGGGAGAGUGCGACACCACUUUGGAAACGUCACGCCAUGAGAAAGUGGACUACAACGCAUUGGAUUUUGAAGAGGAUAUGGAUGUUGACGAUGAAGACGGCACCCACAAGCGCAGGAAGCCGAUAGAGAAGCAAGACGUCUGUCGCCGCGAGCGCGAGCGAGAGAGACGACCGACGCCCGAGUCGCGGGCGCAGAUGUUAGCGCGAGCACUCGGCGUCGAGCCUAAGAGUAAUGACAGCAGGGAAAGAGAAGUCCCCCAUCCACGCGACGCCCGAGACACUCGAGACCCCCGUGACAACAGAGAGUCCCGGGAUACUAGAGAGCCCCGUCGCAGAGAGGGUCUGGCGUCGGCAGUGGUAUACGCGGCACCAAAACUGUCUUCCGCCGUCACUGUCUCCGAACACCAGGGGUUGGCUAAAGCUCCUGUCGAGGAAAAGUCCAAAGAUGGAUAUGACCCUUUUAGUCUGUUGCGAAGUACCUUCAGAGGUGCUAGAGCUGAAGGAAUGAGAAACAGAAUGGAAGAGCGCCUCGAGCGCCGCGAUAGAGACAACAGACAAAGAGAAAAGGACAAGGAAACCAAGGAAAGAGACGAACGACGCGACAGAUACAAGAGUGACAGAGAGGACAGAGCUCGCAGGUUCUCUGAAAGAGAUGAUAAAAUGGAAAAGAGAGAUGAACGGUCAGAUAAAAAGAUUGAAAGCGAUAAAGAUAAGCCUGAUAAAGAGAAAUUCGAUAAACGUGACAUAUCUAGAGAGAGACACGAUGAUAAAGUCGAUAAAAGAGACAAAUCAAAAGAAAUGUCUGUCGACAAAGACAAGAGGGAAAAGUCAAAGGAGCGUUACGGUGAUAAAGAAAAGGUCGACAAACGUGAUAAAUCAAGGGACAGGCACGACGAGAGAAAAGAAGAGAGGCGUGAUAGGUCAAGAGAUAAAUAUGAUAGACGUGAUAGAUCGAGAGAUAGACAUGAUGACAAACGCGAUAAAUCCAGGGAUAAAUCCGAUAGACGCGACAGGUCAAGAGAUAGGCAUGAUAGAAGAGGCGGGUCGAAGGAUAGAGAGAGGAGUGACAAGAGAAGAGAUGAUAGGAGUAAGAGUAGAGAUGAUGAUAGAGAAGACAAGGGCAAGAAAAGGCGGUCUCGCAGUAAAGACAGGUCCAAAUCCCCGAAGCCCCGUUACAGCAGGCGGUCCGGCAGUCGCGAGAAGAGUCGCGACAAGAGCCAUGAGAAGUCACCUGCAGGAGACGACAAGAAAAAGGAGGAGCAGCGUGAUGAGGCUCGCAAGGAGUUGAUGGAGAUAGUCCGCCUCAUCAAGUCCAGGCAGAAAGACCGGGAGAAUAAGGCUGCAGAAGCUAAGAAGAAGAAGGAGCCGGCGUCCUCCGAUUCUGACGACGACAAGCGGCGUCGGCGACGCUCGUCUGACCGCAGGAAGCGAAGCGAGAGCCCUAGGCGCCGCUCCAGCUCGGAGCGUCACUCGCGGCGGCGCCGCUCGCGCUCCGGCCGCCGCUCGCGCCGCCGCGACGACCGCCGGCGAUCCUCGUCUUCCAACUAGACUACCCGCUCAAAACAUCAAUGUUCAGCCGAGGAACCGAGGGUACUUUAGUGUUCCAAGAAGACAAUUAUGUUAGUAUCGUUUAUAAUAUUUCACAUACAAGUGUUUGUUGUAGAAUUAUAUUGGUGCUAAUUCCUGUAAACACCAUCUAAUUUUAUUUUAAGUUAUAUCUGUCAUUUUUUUAUCCGCCGAAAAGGAAAGGAUGGGUAAUCGACAAGCAUAAAAUGUAUGGAACACACGUCAAUUUUAAGCACAAAUCUAAAACAACCGUCUAAAAAUUUUACAUUGGUCAAUAACCCGCCAGAAUGAUGUUGACAGCACACGUCAAAUGGUUUGCAGACCAGCGAGAUACCUUUUUGAUUCGCCCGGGUUAUUCAUUCAUUUACUCAUUAUUCCUAAAAUUAAGAGCUGUCAUCCGUCCCUUUUCUUUUUGGCGGAUAAGAAAAUGACAGGUAUAACUUAAAGUAAAAUUAGAAGAUGUCUGCAGGAAUCGGGGCCAGUAAGCAUUUUAGACGGCCUGAUAUUUCUUGGUAAUAUAAAUAAACUAAAAAAUAAAUAAAAAUAAUACCAGGUACUUAUGCUCAAUCCUAAGACAAGCCGCCAUUGCUAGCCCAUUGAUGAAGUAAGUGUUACCAUUUAAUUGGUAUCUCCAACAUUCCAAGGACGUAAAUUUGUUUAUUGAUAAUUAAGGGAAGCCGCUGGAUGCGGGCAGCGCAGGACCGAUCGUCGUGGAGAUCCUUGGGGGAGGCCUAUGCCCAGCAGUGGGCGUCGUACGGCUGAUGAUGAUGAAUUAAGUGAAUUACUGACUAAUGUAUUUAAUUUCUAUUAUUUGUCACAUAUAUAAAAAUCAUUAAAACUGACUAACUCUUUUACUAAAAGUUCAAAGUUUCCUUCCAAAGUAAAUUAAAACAUUGGACGUGGGUAAUUUAUACAUACAUACAUACAUACAUAAACUCACGCCCGUAAUCCCUAAUGGGGUGGGCAGAGCCACAAGUAAUCAAAGACAACUUGCAGCCACUGUUGAUACGAAGUCCAAAGAUGGAUAUGAUGAACCUUAUGGUAAUUUAUUUUUUGCGAAAUGGCAACGCAGGGUCGGAUGACGUCAGCUGGGCUAACAUUGAAAUGCUAGCUGUCAGUUUUGAGCAUACCUGGUCUUCUUAUACCAUGAAGAAUACAUAAAUAGCCUAUAAAUACACCCCGCUCCUAGGGAUGUCAUUCCUUCAUUAUCCAUACAUAUUAUUAGCAGCAUGACUGAUCCCUUCCAUACAUUUUUGUUGUAUGAGUGGGUUAUAACAUGAUAUAAGCUUACGACUAUAUCCCAGCUGGGGUUGGCAGAAGUACAUCCAUCGCUAGAUGAGUUAAGUACCCACACCUCACCGAGCUUUCUGUUAGACCAACGUGAUAUGUGGUGAGCCGUAUCGCCGUCUAUAAUGGUCGAGCCAACUGUGUUAGUGAAAACUGCGUGUUACUGGAGUUCUAACCAGCAGGGUAGGGUGGGGAAAAAUCGCAGUAUGUUACUUUGUUUCGCCAUGGAGUAACUAGAUGUCGCUAACUGUAGCUUUUAUAUCGUCGCUUCAUAGUGAAACCCAUGUAAGUGGCUUCAUGAAAAAUCACGAUCUUGAAUUUAUUCAUCUUGAUUUCUUUUUUUUUAUUUAAAAUGGGUUUGCUCUUGACUUCGUUCUUCCACGAGGAGAAGAAGAGAUCGACGUUGGAACGAGCUUACCCAGAAAAUGCCUAUUCACCCGUGAUUUAAAGGACCCCAGGAUUUCAUUUCAAUAGUUUCAUUCCGGGUAGAAAUUGAGACUAAUUUUUACUUGAAUUGAAACUAUCGUGACUAUUGUAAGUUUUUUUUUUUACAAAAAACACAUUCUAAUGUGAUUUUUCGAAAAGGCCCUUCCGUGGUCUUCACUAGUAAGCCGACGAUAUGGAAAUAAGUGUUAUCUCUCUAGCGACCCUGCUCUUCACAGGGUCCGUUAACCUAACCUGAAGACUUGACAGGUCCGGUUUUAGUCAACGCCAUCUUGCGUAUUCAUAUAAGACUAUGAAUUAUUAAAAAAAAGUAAAAAAUUGUCUAGAAUAUAAAACAAAACACGAAUAGAGCUUACCUAUUAAAUAAAGACUAGAUAGUGUUAAAAAAUCUAGCAAUAUGCUCUAAAAUUGGAUGGGUUGCCAGUUAAAUAUAAAAAAAUACAAAUUUUGUUUAAUUAAAUACUCAGACCGUCUGGAGUUGCUUUUAAAGACUUAAUUUUACGUUAUCCUGCUGUAAGUAAAAAAUAAACAAGAUAAAAUUAGCGACAAAAAAUGUGUUCUAAAACAUUGUCUCAUUUUAGAAAACAAGCAACGUG